GAGAAAUUUUAUGUGAGAGAGAGAGAGUGAGUGUGUGAAUGUGUGUGUGCAAGAGACGAUGAAAAAGACACACAUCCAAGAACUUUGACGCAAAAUCACACACACCCCACCACCAAAAACCUAAGAAACGACAUCUUAGAAAUCCCAACAGGGAGAGAAAAGAAAACGGAAAAACAAAUGUUAAAAGGAGAAAGAAACCUCCCCCUUCAAGGCUUCAAGCUAAGCUAGCUAAGCUUAUCUGAUAAUCUCUCAUCAUCUCCCUCCUUUGUAUGUGCGAUAGUGUGCGUAUGUCCUCGUGUCUCUAAUCUAGAUCCUUGUUGCCUUGUUGGGUUCAUCGAUCAAUCUUUUUUUGUCAUUCAGCUCUAUAAAAACCCUUAUCUCAAUUUUCUUCUUGGAACCUUAUCUUGUAAAGAAAGUCAAAAUCAAGAGACCACAGCUAAGAUCUCAGCUAGUUGCGGAAAGUAUCUUAAGAAGCGAUCUCAUUAGCUUGCAAUCUAGUUGAACAAGUUUGAGGUGAAGAUCAUGGCAAAUAGGUGGUGGACCGGCCAGGUUGGUUUACCUGGUGUUGAAACAUCUUCAUCAACUGGCUCACCAGUGUUGAAGAAGCCAGAUCUGGGCAUAUCAAUGAACGACAACAGCGGAAGCGGUGGCGGCAGUGGUGGAAGAGAUGAUGAAGACGAAAGAGAAAACAGCACUGAUGAGCCUAAAGAGGGUGCAGUUGAGGUAGCUACUCGGAGGCCUAGAGGAAGACCUCCUGGUUCCAAGAAUAAGCCAAAACCGCCUAUCUUUGUCACUAGAGAUAGCCCUAAUGCUCUCAGAAGCCAUGUCAUGGAGGUUGCAAAUGGUUCUGACAUAGCUGAAAGCAUAGCCCAGUUUGCCAGGAGAAGGCAAAGGGGAGUUUGUGUACUGAGUGCUAGUGGAACAGUUACUAACGUAACCCUUAGGCAACCUUCCGCACCUGGUGCAGUCAUGGCUUUACAUGGCCGCUUUGAGAUUCUCUCUCUCACCGGAGCUUUCCUCCCCGGUCCAGCCCCUCCCGGGGCUACCGGACUAACUAUAUACCUAGCUGGAGGCCAAGGCCAAGUGGUUGGGGGAAGUGUGGUUGGAUCACUAGUGGCCUCAGGACCAGUGAUGGUGAUUGCUUCAACAUUUUCGAAUGCUACUUAUGAGAGGCUGCCUAUUGAGGAAGAUGAAGAAGGCGGUGGUGCAGCUCAGGGACAACUUGGUGGGAACGGAUCACCGCCGUUGGGGAGUGGUGGGGCGCCGCAGCAAGGUGGUUUGGGUGAUCCGUCCUCUAUGCCUGUGUAUAGUUUGCCACCAAACCUGAUGCCUAAUGGUGGACAGCUGAACCAUGAAGCAUUUGCUUGGGCUCAUGGCCGCCCUCCUUACUAAUUGAGGUAAAUGAAUAAAUAAUACUAGCAGCUUCAUAAAGUUUGAAGGGAGAGGGAUAGAAUUAAGUUUCUUCACUUGUGAUGUAUUGUAGAAUGAAGAGACAUAAAAAAGACUUAAGAUUAUAAAGGUUUAUAUGUACAUGUAUAUUUCCUCGAGUUUGCUUCAACUCCACUUUGUAAUUCAUUAGGUCUAGUCUUCUUAAUCCUGCUUUAAUUUUAGAGCUGAUUUUUCGUCUUCUUAGUC
Messenger RNA from Coffea arabica (coffee), 1635 nucleotides. Its product is annotated as AT-hook motif nuclear-localized protein 20. NCBI's taxonomy places the organism in Eukaryota, Viridiplantae, Streptophyta, Magnoliopsida, Gentianales, Rubiaceae. The record is from RefSeq and is a predicted model, not a curated record. Gene Ontology annotation, cellular component: nucleus. Gene Ontology annotation, molecular function: minor groove of adenine-thymine-rich DNA binding; DNA-binding transcription factor activity.